Molecule: messenger RNA, 915 nt
Organism: Aspergillus tanneri
Lineage: Eukaryota; Fungi; Ascomycota; Eurotiomycetes; Eurotiales; Aspergillaceae
Product: EVE domain-containing protein
Exons: 6
Coding region: 1-915 (304 amino acids)
Biological process (GO): regulation of DNA-templated transcription
Cellular component (GO): chromatin; nucleus
Molecular function (GO): DNA binding
Source: RefSeq, a predicted model, not a curated record
AUGCCACCAACCAAGAAGCGCAAGUCGGAGGCCUCGCCCCUUACCGAGGAAACCAGUUCCCCUAAGAGAGCUGCAGUUCCAGUUACUGGAGAGAAGAGGAAAAGGGGUCGCCCUCGCAAGUAUCCCGAAGGCACUGGCCCUAAACCCCCUCCAGGCCCUAAGAGAGGACGUGGUCGACCCCCUAAGGACCCGUCCGCCAAAGACACCCCGUCCAAGCUGAGAACCCCCCAGGAGGGUAAACGACCAGUGGGCAGACCUAGGAAGUCGCUCCCGCAGAACGGCGCCGAAACCCCUAAGAAACCCAAGUCCGCGUCGGCAGAUACCAAGGCAGAGGAUGGUGAAAGUUCCGGCCGCUCGUAUUGGUUGAUGAAAGCAGAGCCUGAGACCCGUUUCGAGAAGGGAGUGGAUGUAAAAUUUUCGAUCGAUGACUUACGUGAGCGGAGCAAGCCAGAGCCAUGGGAUGGCGUACGAAAUGCCGCUGCACGGAACCACCUACGGGAAAUGAAGAAGGGCGAACUCGCUUUCUUCUAUCACUCGAACUGUAAAGUCCCGGGUGUUGCGGGCACUAUGGAGAUCGUUCAAGAACACACUCCGGAUGAAUCAGCAUUUGACCCUACACAUCCAUACUACGAUGAGAAGUCUACGCGGGAUGACCCGAAAUGGGAUGUUGUUCAUGUUGAAUUCCGCCGCAAGUUCAAGGACCUCGUUCCGCUAAAUGACCUCAAGUCCCACGCGAAGCCCGGGGGCGCACUGGAAAACCUCCAGAUGCUGAAGCAAUCUCGGCUGAGUGUCUCGCGAGUGAGCAAGAAGGAGUGGGAUUUUAUUUUGAAGCUGGCAAAAGGGGAGAACGAAUCUCAGCAGGCGACAGAGGAUUCAUCGAAGGACGAUGGGAGUGCCGAGGAGGAUUCUAGCUAG